UGGAGCUGCGAGCUGCCAGCCCUGGCCCAUCAUGUAGGUGCAGCGCAGCCUGCCCUCGCCGUGCAAGCAAGGGGGGGAGGCCGCCCCCCCCGCCCCCAAAGCUGCCCUGCAAAGCGUGCAAUUGCACGGCCCCCCCCCGAGCUGCAAGGAGAGCUGCUGCUGCUGCUGCUGCUGCUGCUGCAGCAGCAGGCGGGCGGGAGAAGUCCGUUCCCCCCCCCCCCCCCCCCCCCCCGUUGCACGAAGAUUUUUUUUAAUUUUUAUUUUUAUUUAUUUAUUUUUAUUUUAUUUUUUUUUUGGCCGCUUGCAGUCCGCAUCUUUGUUGCAAAACUAGCUCCAGAGGAGAGGCAAGGCAAAGUCUUUUGUGCUUCCCCUCCCCCCCAGCAAAGCAAAGGGGAAAAUGUCUCAGGCGAGAGGCAAGAAGAGAAACCCUGGGCUGAAAAUUCCUAAAGAAGCAUUUGAGCAACCACAGACAAGCUCCACGCCACCCAGGGAUCUAGACUCCAAAGCCUGCAUCUCUAUUGGUGAGGAGAACUUUGAGGUGAAAGCCGAUGACCUGGAGCCCAUCUCCGAGCUGGGACGAGGUGCGUACGGGGUGGUGGAGAAGAUGCGGCACAUGCCUAGCGGGCAGAUCAUGGCAGUGAAGCGCAUCCGAGCCACAGUGAACAGCCAGGAGCAGAAGAGGUUACUGAUGGACCUGGAUAUCUCCAUGAGGACGGUAGAUUGCCCCUUCACUGUCACCUUUUACGGGGCACUUUUCCGAGAGGGAGACGUGUGGAUCUGCAUGGAGCUGAUGGAUACCUCACUGGACAAGUUCUACAAACACGUCAUUGACAAAGGCCUGACGAUUCCUGAGGACAUCUUAGGGAAAAUAGCUGUCUCUAUCGUAAAAGCACUAGAACAUCUACACAGUAAGCUCUCCGUCAUCCACAGAGAUGUAAAGCCCUCUAACGUGUUGAUCAAUACACAGGGGCAGGUGAAAAUGUGCGAUUUUGGAAUUAGCGGUUACCUCGUUGACUCGGUUGCUAAAACCAUGGAUGCGGGAUGCAAACCCUACAUGGCUCCUGAAAGAAUUAACCCUGAGCUGAACCAGAAGGGGUACAGCGUCAAAUCUGAUAUCUGGAGCCUGGGGAUCACAAUGAUCGAGCUGGCCAUCCUGCGCUUUCCCUACGACUCCUGGGGGACACCCUUCCAGCAGCUCAAGCAGGUGGUGGAGGAGCCGUCGCCGCAGCUCCCGGCAGACAAGUUUUCGUCGGAGUUCGUCGAUUUUACCUCGCAAUGCUUGAAGAAGAAUUCCAAAGAACGGCCAACAUACCCAGAGCUUAUGCAACAUCCUUUCUUCACCCUGCACGAAUCCAAAGAGACAGACGUCGCCUCUUUUGUCAAACUCAUCCUGGGAGACUGAGAACUGGACUUGUAUAUGAAUUGCCCUUCUGUGGACUGGUGGGUGCAGGGGAGGGGCGCGUGGCAGGACUUGUCAUGAAAGCACCAACAGAAAGUCGCCGUGUUUUGUUUUGUUUUGUUUUUAUUCUGAGAAACCCCCGCCUCGCCGAAGUUUUUAAAAGGGUUCUUUGGUAUCCAUAGUGACAUAGAACGAGCUGGUUAGUGAAAUGAAUUUUAAUAAGGUUGGUAACCUUAAAACAAAAACAAAACAACAAAAAAAAUUUAAAGAGUGAUUUACAUAUUUAAUGACAGUCAAAAUCCCUCUUCCUAACUUUCUCCUUAUUCCCCGUCCCUUCCUCCCGAACCAGAAUUUGCUUUGUCAUGGUAAUAGGUGCUAUGGUAGUCAUGAAGUUGUAUGUAGAUUUAUAUUUUGUCCCUUCCAUUAUUUUAAUAUUUAUGUUAAGUGCUUGAUGGAAUAGAUUUCUGUUUUAUAUGAGGAUGAAUGUGUGGUGACGAUGAUGAUGCUAAAUGAGGCCACAGCAAGCGAUAGUUCUAGGGCUUUGCUGGGGUAAAGGUGUCAAAGGAGAAGAGAAAGACGAGAAGUGUCUGUGUCGUGGAAAAUAUUUAACAUGCAUCUUAAAAAGAAUUUAUAAACAAGGAUCUCAGCUCAGCUACUCGAGCUGCCUUCACGGGGUGCGAGGCAGCGUCACUGUAAGGCAGGGAGGCCCCGGCGUCCCGCGAGGUCUCCUCUCCUCCGGAGACCAUGCUCCGAGCCCGGGCAGCACGGCCUGGCCAGCCUGGUGCCUGCGGUGUUCUGCCAGCCUCCUGCCCGGGGAAAGCCCCUGCCCUGUGUCCCAGCCACUUAUUCUGCUAUAGCAGGCAGGUGAUGAGGUCCGGGGUGGGAAGAUACUGUGGGAGACUGGCUGGGAUCGAAGCCCCAGGGGGAAAAGGCUUGUCCAGUAAGUUGCACAGAGAUCAGGAGGAGGCUGCGGCGGCUGGUCCCCACCUGCCCUUGUGCCCAGCGGCGUUGCAGUGUCUGGGGUCACCUGGGCUGGGGAUGUGCUGCUUUGGGUCUAAAAGGGUGUUCCUCUCUCCUUCUCCAGUUGGGAAAGGCCAACAGUCUGCAUAGCAGGGAUAUCUCGGCGCGAGUUUCCAGGGCUCUCAGCGCUGCCUCGGCAGCAAUCCCUCUGUACUUGCCCGUAGACUUUGGGAGUGCUAGCAAGCUCCCCUGGAGCCUGUGCCGGUGUGCGGUUUGGGCCGUGUCCAGCGCUGGUCGGGAUGCUGAAGGCAGCCGGGAGUGCUGGGCUCCGGCACAGGCUGCAGGUGUCCCCCGUGAGAGCAGCAGCCGGGAAAACCACGCAGGGAAACCACAGCCCACCCGUACCAGGAGCUUGUUGCUGUUGGCCAGGUCCUCGGAGAAAAGCUGCGAGCCAAGGGCAGGAGCACGGGGGCUGUCUGGGUGGUUGGGGAAGACAGCGUAUCACGCUGCUUUUAGGUAAGGCGGUUACUUUCUAGAAGAGGGGGGAACUGUGCGCUGCAAGACAUUGCCGUGAGUCUGGAGCAAGGCCACUUGCUCCAGAUUGAUGCUGGUUUGACUGAGCCAAACCUGCACAGCUGCCUUGCUCGGCUUUGAGGCCUUUGCCUUUGCCUGUGGCUCCUUCCCACAGCCCUGCAAAGGAGAGUGCCUGUAUGUGGCUGAGCUGCAGCGUGCGUGCGUGCCUUGUGCCCCUUUGCGUGCUUCCCUUCCCCACCCAUCACUUCUGCACAGGCUCUUGGAGCCAAAUCCCAACUGGAAGCAUGCCUUGCCCUGCAACAUUUCAGUUGCACGGGGUGUAAUUCAGCCUGGGAUCCUGCCCUUUCUCUCCCAGUUUAGUGGCUUUGGUCUCCGUUGGAGUAGGUUGGGCUUCUGGACUAGCCUGAACACCCACCUGGGAAGCGACCCCUUGGAAAGGCCAACGAGGAGGGCAGUGUUUGGAGCAGGGAUCCCCGAGCGGCAGUACCACUAGCACCAGGGCCAUGCCGACCACUUCAAAGAGGUGCAGACACCGCCAGUGCCUGGGCUGCCGCUGUCACCGCCACGGCCGUGGCUGGUGGUGCCCACAGAGGUGGCUGCGAACCCUAAACCCGUGCUGCUCUGCCCUGGGGCCAGCAUCAAAGAGGACAGGGCUGCAUCGCUCCCGAGGAUUCAUUGAUCCUUGUGCCCCUCCGCUGCGGAGCGGGGUGGAUUGAGGCGGGCUCGCAGGGGUCAAGGUGCAGGAGUUUCCUUGCUGCAAAGAGCUCACGGGUCGUGCAGGCUUUGGGGUGGAGGUUCCCCUUCCUCAGCCGGUGCUUCAUGAGCCUGCCCGAGGCUCAGUAACGAUGAGCUCCGUAUUCCACUUCGUGUCGAGGAGAACCUUUCAGGUCACAUUUCGUUGCGGGUGAAACACAAAAGAUGUUUUACUUCACAGUGUAAUUUUAAAAGGCCUCGCAUGGCUCAUAAUCUGCCCUCUCAUAUUCCAUGGUGUGUGUGUGUGUUUUCUCUCUCUCACUUUCUCAGAGUCACAGAGCUGUUUUGAUUGAUUGUCCUCAGCUGCAGCUGAAAGUCCGGCCAGCCAGUUUAUAGAGUUGGUUCCAGCAUCAAUUCUCGCUUUGAAAAACAUGACAUUUAAAACCACCCUUUGGUUUUCCUACAUAUGGAUCUGAUGCUUUUGUUAAAGAUUGUUUUUGCUGCUUUUCUCCUGGAAUAUAAGUCUCGUUUGGACACCGCAUCUCCUUGACCUCACAGCACCUUUAUUUCAGUGCCAUUGUAAUUGACAGGUUGAAUUUAUGAGAUACUGUCAAAGUUCAGUAUUAAUAGCAGAUAUUAAUGUCACCAGCGUUUUCCAAUAGAAAAUUAAUGUCAGUGUUGUCUGCAGCUAGUAACCCUCUAAAACGAUUCCUGCAUGCCUCAACACUACAUGCUGAGUGCUUUCUUUUAUGCUUUUUGCUCUUGCAGUGCUUGGGCCGUCUAAUCCCUUUGUUUUAAUGACAUUACAAUAGAACAUGCAACAAAUCACUUCACUUCCCUCUUGAUUCUCCAUGACUUUGUUCCUUUAAAAGUCAUUUACGUCAGCCCAGAGCAAGUGUGAAUCCUUAUGACCAGUGUGAGUAAAAGCAGCGAUCCGCGUGAUCACCGCUGCGGAAGGUACUCACGGCAGGAGAGCCACGCGGAGGCUCUGCCUCUGCAUCUCUUGUAGCAUGUGUGGACACAAAGCUUGGCCUGAUCCAGGAUUUUCUUAGAGAGAAGCCUGAGCUGGUGGCCUCAGUGCAGGGAGGAGAGCCAGGGACUCCUGCGUGCUUAAAAGCUGAAAACAUGCUGGGUUGCAAGACAAAAAUCAGGCUCUUUUCUCUUUCCUUUGAUUGUGAGCUCUGUAAAGAUGAAAAGGCUUUGGUCAAUACUCAAAAUCUUGUUAGACUUUAACAUGAGCACAGGUUGGCCUGUGGCAGGCAUGAAUUGUGGGACAUCAAGCCCUUCCUAACCACCAUGCCCCCCGACCAGUCCUGGUGCUGAGCUGAAGCUGUUUUCCAAAAGGCUUUUUUGUUUCCGACAGCACUGUGGGCAGCACGCAGGGUGUUAGAUUGUCCUGAGUCAGGAUAUUUAAAGUGUGAAAGAAGCAGGUCUUAUGCCAUGGACCUGAAACAAACCAAAACACACCAGGGAGCAAAGAGGAGAGGAAAGCUGCCCGGAGCUCAGCACCAAGCCGUGGCCUGGACCAGCAGUGGGAAUUAAUUCCAGCACAGCGAGGCGUUUGCAGAGCAGCGAGGGCCUCUCUGCUCCUCUCUGCUCCUCUCUGCUCCUCUCUGCUCUGCCACAGCAGCAGCUGAGGGGCUGCAGGAGACAUGCACAGCCCAUCCUCAUGGCAGGAAGAGGGAGACCACAGGGGCAUGAUGUUCCGCUUUUUUCCUCUGACACGCAAAUUCCUUACAGCUCCUGAUGUGCCUGGAGCCUCCUGCAUGUUUGAGGCCUUGCCUUGAACUGUGGCAAGCCUGAAAGCUACUUUUUUAGGGACCCUGCUGGUCCCUGAACUUGAUGGAGGUAUCGGAGGGCAUUUGCUGGUUACUGUUUUUAAAUGCCAGGUUCCUGCUGCUGCGGUGGGUAGAAGGCCCAUCCUCUCUGGAGAUUUUCCGGGUGUACAAAACUACACAGAUAUCCACGUACUGUAUUUCUGCAUUUUUCCUGCCGUUUGUUGGGCUUAUUGGCAAGGAAGGAGGCAUCUCUGACUUGUUGCGGAGGUGGGACCAUCAGUUCUGGAGGCAGCUGGCCUCCCCUGUGCAGCGGGGAAGGCAGUUGAUGGGUCAGAAGUGGAUCUUAAAAAAUAAAGUUGAGCUCCCACUUCUUUAGCAGCUGUGGAGGGAGGUGGUUGUGUGCCUGCUGGGUCAGCGUUAGGUGCACCUUGUGGCAGUGCCGUGCCCGGUUCCAAGGGCAGGAACACCAGCACUCCCAGCCUUAGCCAGGACUUCUCUGUGUUUGCAGGAAGCUAAGUAUGUACCUGCACGUUUCCCUUCUUUCCUAGACAUUUUGGAAGAGGAAAUCCUGCUCGGCCAAUGCAGCAUUGCUUUAGUGGCUGGUCUGAUGUAGUUCAGACAAGGUUCCCACCAGCUCCCUUGUUUAAUAGACCUCUUUUUUAUUAAAAACAAAACCCAAACUCCUCUCUCAGAAAAGCCAGCCAAGAUGCUCUUUUUUUUUCUCUCUUCCAUCUUGUUCCUCUUAGAGGAACUCUGGGAGCCUGUCUUGGUGCUUUCACUCUUUCACAUGCCAAAGAUUGCUACAUCCCUCUUAGUUAUGCUCCUGCCAAACCAGAUCUUAUAGUCUUGCCUCAAAAAUCAUCCACUUCCCUGCUCCUUGGGGUUCCUUUUGUUGCUGUUGCUUUUUCAUUGAAUUUCCUCAUGUUUAUUGACAUGUCUAUUGUUGAGCUUCCUGGACUCAUGCGGCUCUCUUUUUCAGAUACAGAGAAAGACAAAUAGUUGCCUUCACUGGUCUGCUCCCGCUGUUGGGGAAAUACUGCUAGCGAUAUGAUUCCUGCAGAUGGGGAUGGGUCUCAUUUAGAGCUAGGGUCAUGGAGGGUGUAAACUGGCAUUGCUCCAUUGGCUUUGCUGGAAAAAGGCCAGUUUUGUCCAGCUGAGAAUCUGUCCUUACUGUCUAAACAGUUAUUACACACUAAUAAAGAUUAAUGAUUGUAAAUCCCCGCGGAUUAUACAUAAAAUGGCAAGUUUUACUCAUUAAUCUUUAUUGCCAUAUUAUAGCUGUUUAUGUUAGAGGAGUCAUCUCUCUCUGUUCUGAACAUGCACUUAGGAGGAGGGGGCUGAGCUUGGGGCAGACGAAGGGUGGACAUAACAGACCAGAUGUCCAUGUGUUUGACAGUCUGUGUCCUCUCCCCCAAGUUGGUUGUUUCCUUGAAAGCCUUUAACCAGCAGCAAAGGAUGUAUCACAGAGCUUUGUCUGUUUCUCUGGCCUCUGGCUGAGCUAUAAAAUCCAGAUUGUUUCUGGUGAGACGGGAUCAGAUCUCCUAAUUAAUAUUUCAGCUCGGCCUUUACUGGAGCAGAUGGAUACUAUGAAAUUUGACGUGUGCUCUGGCAGGCCAGAGCUCUGCAGCAGACUGACAUUGACUCUGGACCGUGGCUGGAGGAGAUGCAUUCUGUGCUGUAUGCAGCUCUGUUGCAGGUUGAAAGAAUGCAGCUCCUUCAUGUAACCCCACGCCACAAAAGCAGUUGAUUUUGUUUUUAAGGAGGGCAAGAAAAAAAGCUCAUUUUAAUCUCAGCCUUUAUGUAUUUGUAGGUGAGCAUAGGCACAGCUAGGAGGUGGUGGCGCCAGUGGUCUGGACACAAAGGUUUGUGUGCUGUAGAAAUGAAGAGGACUCUAAAGAGAGUGUAGUAAACUGCAAGGGUGGUUUUAAUGGCAUAGGGACAAAAUAAGUCCUCUGCUAGGCAGCUGGUCUCAGUCCCCUCUGCCAAGGAAGGUCUGGAGGUGGUGGAGAAGAGUGAAGCAGACAGAGAGGAAUGGAUUUAGGGCAUGCGUUUUGUCACCUGUCCCAGAUUGCCACUGUGUCCCCACCUCUUGCAAGAGAAACAAAAUUUAAAACUCAAAAGAAAAUGGCUGGGAAAAACUGCAAGUGAACCAGUGCUUGUUGCCUGCUGCACGGCCUCGUGCACCGCUGCUUCCCCUGCCAAGCUCGUCAGUGAGGUUCCUUGGACAUAGGUGAUGGGAAAAGCUUGGGAAAUGCCUCUGUAGCUGAGAAAGAAGAGGGUAAACAUCUUAAGGUGGCUUAUAACUAGCUGAAAAAUGGGAAUAUCUAAUUUAUUGACCACAGGGGCAAGUGAAUUCUGCAGGGAGCUAUGCUGCGGGCAGCGCUGUUCCCAGGAAUGACUGGCUCGUGACAUGUAUUACACGGCCUCCUUUAGUGCACUCCUGGGUUGCUAGAAAGCUCUUAGCUUCCGUCGACCCCUUACAUCUCGCUCACUGUUACAUUUUGCAUUUUAGUGUCUGGGAUUUUACUAGCAGCCUUUUUUCUAGGCGGUUGGGCAGAGUGAAGGCAAGGGAAAGGGGCCUCCGGCCAGCUCUCGGCGGAGCGCUUUGGGAGAGGACGGCGCUGCCUGCAUCUUAUCCAGUGCCUGCCUGUGGGAAGCCGCAGCCAGGGCCUCGCUACCCUGCGGGUAUCCAGCCCAAGCGAGAGCUUCCCCGGGCUGUCGGAUUGCUCUCUGACACGCUCUCAUGCUUCGCUGCCAUCCCAUUAAAAAUCCCUUCCUGGAAGCAGAGCAGCUCCGGGGUUGCAGCAGCCUCGCGGCAUGGCGGCUCACCCUUGCCGGCAGCCAGGCUGCGGGCCGGGCAGCGUUUUCUUCCUCGAAAGGCUCUUGGGUUUCUCUAAACGAUGGGGCACGACUCCAGUGGCUGCGAAGUGCCGCGAGGAUAAGCUGGGAAAUGCUUGGAAGCGUCUUAAGUGCGCUGGAAAUAGAGAUGGAAAUCUCAAAAGAUCAGACGGCUUUCGGCAAUUUCCAAAGCUGUGUGGUUUUAGCCAGACCUGAAAACCCUUCCUAGAAGUUUAUUUCAGGGUAUUUUGGUAUGUUACUUUCGCUUUUGGGCCCAGCUAAAUCCAGGAAGCUCAGAAUAGUGUAAUUUUAAAAUAAAGGAUAAACACACCCGCCCCAAGUAUUGCUGAACCGAUCAGGAAGGUUCGUGUUUGGUUUUUCAUACAGGGCGAAUUCAGGCCAGCUCAGGGUUUAUCCUAAUUCAUUUUCAUUUUGCCUCAGAUUUUUAUUCUUUUUGAGAAAACAGGAGAUCAGUCUGUGGUGUUUCUGAAACGCCUUGACCCAUCACGCAAGGGUGCGAACCACGUUGUGCCAGAACGCGGAUGGAGAUAAGUGCUACGGCAAGAGGUGGCCAACUCUGAGAGAUGGAAAGCAGUCUGGCAGCAAGCGUGCCCACAGCCUCCAAAAAUGUAGGGAGAUCGAUUUUCCCCACGGUUGCGUGUGAUGGAGGUAUUGGGGUCUGCCACGUCUCCUUUUGCUGUCUGUUUGUUUCUCUAGUUAAGAGCUUUCAGCCGUCUCGAGGUGUCCAGGAACAAUAGCUGAAAGUCUUCAGUAUUUCUCAGCCCAGUUGUAUGCUGUUUUUGUUUUUUUUUUUUUUUUUUUUUUUUUUCAGGAAGGGUAUGGUGUGAAGAGUCAGAAAGGACCAGGUGUCCUUGAUUUAGGCAGCCAGAGGGAAGAGAUGUAGAUUAAGUGCCUUGUAAGAGCCAAAAAGGUGUGUUUAAAGAUAAAUUACAGCCUGCACUGUAGCUGUUAAGUCAGGAUCGAAUUUUCACGUCUACAGGUGCAGCUGCAGAGCUCCCCAUCCACAUUUUGCCCAGAGUUAGUCAUGAGUCUUCCAUAAAUAUCUGAUAACACAGCCCAUGCUGUGCGGUGGUCUUAACUGAAAUCGGGGCUCUACAGGCAGAAAAAAGCCCGGUACAAAGUACAGCAUCACCAAACCCAGGAUGUAGCUCUGAAAUUCCCCAUAAGUCUAGGUAUGUAGUGCAUUUCCAGAGCUCUGCCACCGUUUCUCUUUCUCCAUAAUGGUGAAUCAAGUGACUUGUGUUUGGUGACGGCUGUCACCGUGCCAGCGGGGCUGCUGGAAAUCGUCACAACAUGCAAAACGGUGGGAAUUUGGCAUUUGUUUUUCAAUAGCAAUACACUGGGGGGAAGCUGCUACAUGUAGCGUCUUGCAAACUGGGGAUAUGCUGGAGUAAAACUUGUCAUUUCUCACAGAAAAAAAAAUAGCUGCCUAAAAAUGUCCAAAAUCUUCAAUUUAAGGACUGACAGUUUUAUUCGUGAAGAUCCAUGUUUGGCAUCAAAAUAUAUGAAAUUUCUAGAGUUUCUGUCUCUCUGCGUGUGAAAUGUGCUUUCUUGCAAUGGUGGGAAAUAUGUAACAAGGAUAUUUCUAUGUACUUUCACUAAAAAAAUAAAAAAUAACUGAGCUGAAUGGAAAAGCAACCACUUCCCAGUGGUCUGCUGGUGUUGAAGAGGACAAAGGCAAAGCAGCUGUGCUUUGAACACAUUAAAAAGAGAAAACUUCCAACCUACUGUAGUGCAAGUCUAUUUUGUUUUGUUUUAUUUUAUUUUAUUUUAUUUUAUUUAUUUUAUUUUAUUUUAUUUUAUUUAUUUUAUUUUAUUUUAUUUUUAUUUUUAUUUUUAUUUUAUUAUUUUUGGGGUGUUUCUUUUUCUUCUUCUUUUUUUUUUUUUUUUUUUUUUUUCUGUACCAUCCUUUAUUUCAUAACUGUGAAAGUCUCUGCUUUUCCUUACAUCUGGAAAGCUGAUUAUUCUUUCUCAUGUUCUUAUUAUUUAUUAUUUAUCCAUUCCUGGUACUACCCAAGAUGUGCUGAAGGUAUCUCCCAGCCUGCCCUCGAGCUAUAUUGAAUCGCUCUCGUAUCUCCUGACAGCUGGGAUAGUAAGUGUCAGUAGAUGGCUAAUUAUUAUUUUAAAUUAUAUAUAGAGCAGUUCAGAUUUUCUUUUAGUGACCCAGUUUGCUCUGGAAUUGGAGAUGGAGAUAAGCAAGCUUUUUUUUUUUUUAAAAAAAUAUUUUUUCCACUUAUUCUUUAAAUGUCUUGGGGUAUUCUGAAUAAGCCUACUCACUUUUUUGGUGUUGUUUUUAAUAAGAAAAACACCGGUCGGGUUGUAGUUGUUCCUUCAGGAGGGCAUUGACUAGCAUCAGGGUCAGUUUAGCUGCCAUGAAUGCUCAGUGCCGCGGCUUCGUUAACCAGCAGCGCACUGGAAUUCCAAGAAAAGGAUCGUUUUCUACCUGAGGAAUAACACCUGGCUUGUGAUGGCCUGGGUUUGUCCGAGUCUCAUCAGAAAAAAGCCUGGAGUUUUGUGUUAGCCCUCGAGGCAGUGAGGCGCUGAGGCCUGCCUCUGGCCAAACACCUGCCCUUGUGAGGAGGCCGCGAGUCCUGCCCAUGAGAGGCUGUGCUUGCUCUGUAGGAGACAAAAUCCUGUAUGUAUGCCCUGCGUGAGUCUGUAAAGACUGGCAUCUCACAAAUACGUGCUUUUUGUUCUUUUCCUCCCGUCCCCCCUCUUCGCAAAGGUGCCUUGCUGCUCUGCUGCUUCCAAAGCCUCCCCGGCCUUGCUGUGGUGCAUCUGUUUUCUAACAGCUUGCAUUGGUUUUCUGGUUUGUUUUUUCUUCCCCCUAUGUAUAAGAAACGUUGGGUAGCAGAAUGUGGAAUUCAUUAGAAGUUCAUAAAGCAGGGACCUCAGAAGGAUGUGGGUAUAAAUGCUUUUCAGGCAUCUGAGGUGAACUUUAAAUGGAGCUUUGGCCCUCAUUUGCUUUCUGCUUUUCAAAUACCAUUUAUGAGAAAGUGGAGCUGUCAAAGCCACGCAUGAACUUUGCCUUCUUGCGAAUAACUUGUCUCAAAGUAAAUUGUCAAAAUGCACCAGGAACUCGUCUCAAAGUAAAUCCGGUAGCUCUCCAAGGCUGGAAGCGUGCGUGCGUUGGGGGUGUGUGUGUGUGCAGGGGUGGGUGCCGCGAGCAGCUGCCAUUUUGGAGAUUUAAAAAACACAAUGCGAGUGUUUUCAAAAAGGGCAAUGUAAAAUAUUUAUUUCUUGGCAAAAGCACAUCAGACCACAUCUCCCAUCCUUCUUUUAAUUGCUUCAUGUUUGUUUUUGUUGUCUAAGUCUUUGCUGGCCUGCUUCCUCCGCAGUGCUCGCUGCUGCUCGGCAGCCCGUCACCUCACACAACCCCUCUGGCUGCGAGGGAGUGCGUGGCACGGGGCAGCUCGCCGGAGCUCAUGAGAAUCAAAAGUGUCCCCAUCCGAAUGCCAGACCCUAAAUCAUAGCUUUGGGUGAGGGUGGGUGGGGAUAGGAAGCUUUGAGUCCCCACACUUCUCGCCCUGGCUUGGCCAGCACUGGUGAACACAUGCUGGGGGUUUACUGAGCAGAAAGCAGGUGCUGUCGUCUUUGUGAGAUCACACCUGGGUUCUCCCCAGUGCCGAAUGAGGUUUGCAGUCAGGCAAAACUGCACGUUGGAGGCAGGCAAAACUUCCCAUGGGAGGCAGGCAGGCACUGCAGAGCCCCCGGGUGCCCCCAUGCUCCAGAGCGCAUCGGUGGUCCCCCGGCUGCUGGCCCCUACAGCUUCACGUCCGUGCUCUCUGAAGCACUUCUCCUAACCUGUGUUGUCUUCAUUCAUCUCAAAGCUGUUCCUCGUACUAUGAAGAUGAUAAAUAGUAGGAAACUGACAGUAGGACCAUGUGCGUAACAUUAGAUAGGCUUUUAUUUAAUGUUGUUGUUUUAAUAAGAUGCUUUUAGGAUCCGUGUUGUACUGGAUUAAGAACAUUGGUGGAACAAUUGAACUGGUAUUCUUUAACCCUGGCUGCCCCAGGACCUUUCCCUCUGCCCUCUUCAUUUGGAAAAAAAAAAAAGUAAAGAUUGGGAGAAUAUAUUUAACU
Molecule: messenger RNA, 12305 nt
Organism: Cygnus olor (mute swan)
Lineage: Eukaryota; Metazoa; Chordata; Aves; Anseriformes; Anatidae
Gene: MAP2K6
Product: mitogen-activated protein kinase kinase 6
Exons: 12
Coding region: 398-1402 (334 amino acids)
Biological process (GO): MAPK cascade; protein phosphorylation
Molecular function (GO): MAP kinase kinase activity; ATP binding
Source: RefSeq, a predicted model, not a curated record